This is a messenger RNA of Quercus robur (English oak), 3790 nucleotides long. RefSeq names its product protein SMAX1-LIKE 6. Lineage: Eukaryota; Viridiplantae; Streptophyta; Magnoliopsida; Fagales; Fagaceae. The transcript is spliced from 3 exons. Gene Ontology annotation, molecular function: ATP hydrolysis activity; ATP binding. The coding region runs from base 335 to 3667 and encodes 1110 amino acids. The record is from RefSeq and is a predicted model, not a curated record.
CUGCUUUUUUAUAUGACUUAUUUUCUUUGUAAUAAAUAAAAACUCUCCCUCUUCCCUUGGAAUACUUUGUCUUUGGCAACAUGUACUGUACCCCUAUAUAUCUCUCUCUCCUGAGAUGAAUAAACUAAUCCCAAAAGUGUCUGAAGUAAACCCUUUAUUUUAUUAGCUCAAAAUAGUAAAAAUCUUAAACAAUAUAACAUAUUCAUUCUCAGACACACACACUCCCAGUUUCACGAACACACACAUAUAAAUAUAAACACAGACACAUAAAAGCUUUUUCAUUUUUGUUUUUUUUUUUUUUUUGGGUUUCGUAUAUUUUAUAAGCUCACCGGCGAUGCCGACGCCGGUAAGCGCAGCGAGGCAAUGCUUAACAGAGGAAGCGGCGCGUGCUUUGGACGAUGCGGUUGCGGUGGCGCGUAGACGCAGCCACGCGCAGACGACGUCUCUCCACGCGGUGUCUGCGUUGCUGGCGUUGCCGUCUUCUUCGUUAAGAGAGGCAUGUGCACGCGCGAGGAGCAGCGCGUACUCCCCACGGCUCCAAUUCCGAGCUCUGGAACUCUCCGUCGGCGUCUCGUUGGAUCGGUUGCCUUCUUCCAAAUCCGUGGAAGAGCCGCCGGUGUCGAAUUCACUCAUGGCGGCUAUCAAACGAUCCCAAGCGAACCAGAGGCGCCACCCUGAUAACUUCCACUACCAAAUCAUUCAGAGCCAAACUCAGCAGCAGCAGCAAACGACGUCGCUCUUGAAAGUCGAGCUCAAGCACUUCAUUUUGUCGAUUCUCGAUGACCCGAUUGUCAGCCGGGUAUUCGGCGAAGCGGGUUUUCGGAGCACCGAUAUUAAGCUCGCGAUUAUUCACCCGCCGGUUUCGCGCUUCGCCCGAACCCGAUGCCCGCCGGUUUUUCUCUGUAACUUGACCGACCCGGAUUUGACACAACGACGUAGCAGUUUCGGGUUUCCGGGUAUGGAAGACGAGAAUUCGAGAAGAAUUGCGGAGGUUUUGGUGAGAAAGGGCGGGAAGAGGAACCCGUUGUUGCUUGGGGUUUGCGCGAUGGACGCGCUUCGGAGUUUUACGGAGCGCGUGAAGAAUGGAGGAGAGAAUGUUUUGCCGAGUGAGUUAAGUGGGUUGAGUGUGAUUUGUAUAGGGAAUGAGAUUUCGGAGUUUGUGAAUGGAGGUGGGAGUGAAGAGAAGAUGGGGUUGAAGUUGAAAGAAGUGGGUGAGCUGCAAUGCUUGGAUGAGCGAGGAGGGAAAGUUGUGGUCAACUUUGGGGAUUUGAAGGCUUUGGUCGAUGACAAUGAUGAUUCGAGUGAGGGUGGUGGUGUGAGUUUUGUGGUGUCGAGGUUGAGCCAGUUGGUGGAGCUUCAUGGUGAGAGGUUGUGGUUGAUGGGUGCAGCGGGGAGUUUUGAGACUUACUCCAAGUUUUCGGGGAAGUUUCCAAGUAUUGAGAAAGAUUGGGAUUUGAAUCUCUUGCCCAUCACUUCUUCUAACAAGCCUUCUGGUGAUGGAUUUCCCUACAAGUCCAGCUUGAUGGGGUCCUUUGUACCAUUUGGUGGGUUCUUUCCUACAUCAUCUGAUUUCACAAAUCCAUUGAGCAUUACAAAUCAAUCCUUUACUCGUUGUAAGCAAUGCACUGAAAAGUAUGAGCAAGAAGUUGCUGUUAUUCAGAAGGGAGGAUUGACUAUUUCAGGUGCUGAUCAGUAUUCGGAAAGCAUCCCUCGGUUGCAAAUGUCUGAACUUGACACAGGAAAGGGAGUGGAUGUGGCAAAGACCAAAGAUGAUUCAACAACAUUGAAUGCCAAAAUUUUGGGGCUGCAAAGGAAAUGGAAUGGUACCUGUCAACAUCUCCAUCAAGCACAAACCUUUCCUAAAUUAGAUAUUUCCCAUGCCAGGUCCCAAGUUCCAUCUGCUGAGGGCUUACAUUUUAUUACAAAUAGGAAGGAAACAAGUAUAGAUUCAACUCUUAAUGAAGGCCAAUGUGAAAAUCCAAGCCCCCAUAUGGCCACAGAUUGGCAAAAACUUUUCCCAUUAAAACAGAACAUACAAAUACCAGUGGCUUCUGAUGCUAAAAAUGCUAAAUUUCAAUCUGAGCUAUCGGUAAAGGUUUCAAAGAGUCAGCAAAUUGAGGUAGAGAGCCCUUGGCUCUCCACGUACUCAAUGCCCAAUAUGCGUCUGCCCCCUGACCGCACAUCACCUUCAUCCAUCACAUCUGUGACUACAGAUUUGGGGCUGGGAACACUAUAUGCAUCAACCAGUCAGGAGCCUGACAGUCCAAAAUUACCAGGUUGCAAAGAUCAUCUUCAGCACUUUUCAGGUUCGGUUUCUGCAGAGGUUGAUGCAGUGAGUGAAAGUACUUCUCACCAAAUUGCCCAUUCCUCUUCCUGCUCUGGUCCUAAUAUGGCAGGGCAAGCUGAUCCAACUGAUCCUAAAUCCCUUAGGACAUUUCUUGCUCAAAAGGUUUGCUGGCAAGAUGACGCCAUAUGUUCUAUUAGCGAAGCUAUUACUCGCUGCAGAUCUGGUAAUCAAAAGCGUCGUGGCUCAGGUCCCAUUGGAGACAUUUGGCUCACUUUCCUUGGACCGGACAUAGUUGGAAAGAGGAAAAUUGCUUCAGCACUAGCUGAGAUAAUGUUUGGCACCAGGGAAAGCCUAAUCUCUGUGGAUUUGAGCUCCCAAGACAGGGUUUACCAAUCAGACUCAAUGUUUGAACAUCAAGAAUUAGACGGUUACAAUGUGAAUUUUAGGGGAAAGACUGUUGUUGAUUAUAUAGCUGGGGAGUUGAGCAAGAAAUCGCGUUCAGUCGUCUUCCUUCAAAAUGUAGAUAAGGCUGAUUUUUUGGCCCAAAGUAGCUUAUCUCAGGCCAUUAGGACUGGUAAAUUUGCAGACUCGCGUGGGAAAGAGAUCAGCAUCAACAAUAUGAUCUUUGUGGUAACCUCAACUGUCCCGAAGGGUGAUAGAACCCUCUUUUCCAAUAAAGAACCCGUGGAAUUUUCUGAGGAAAGAAUACUCAAAGCUAAAAGAUUUCAAAUUAAGAUAUUAAAUGAAUGUGUUGGUAGGGAUGCCAGCAGAAGCAGUGGCAUGAAUGUGAGAAUAACAAGAAAAGGAACCUCAAAUCCUUCUUCUGUAAAUAAAAGGAAGUUGAUUGACACCUGUGAGUCUCUGGAGCAGGGUGAAACCUUCAAGAUACAGAAAUGUGCACACAAGGUAUCAACAUCCUUUUUGGAUUUGAAUCUGCCAGUAGAGGAUAUGGAGAACAUGAAUUGUGGAGACUACGAUAGUGACUCCAUCUCUGAGAACACAGAAGCUUGGUUAGAGGAGUUCUUUAGAAAUGUGGAUGAAAAAGUGGACUUUAAACCAUUUGAUUUUGAUGCACUUGCUGGAAAAAUAGUGAAGGAUAUUAGCCUACAGUUUCAGAGGAUGUUAGGCUCGGAGGUUAAGCUGGAGAUUGAUUAUGAAGUUAUGGUGCAAAUACUUGCAGCUGCUUGGUUAUCAGAUAGGAAGAGAGCAGUGGAGGAAUGGGUUGAACAGGUUCUCAGCAGGAGCUUUGCUGAAGCCCAGCAGAAGUACCACCUUACUGCUCAGUCUGUUCUGAAACUAGUCACUUGUGAAGGCCUUUUUGCGGUAGAACAGGCUCCUGGACUAGGAGCAUGCCUUCCUGCUAGAGUUCAUUUGAAUUAAUUUUUUGCUCACUCUGCUUUUUGUAAUUACAUAUGUAUAAUGUAGCUUUUUGCAUAUAGCUUUUGGCAUUUGAAAAGCCUUGUUUGGCUAUAGUUGAAAUCCAGGUAAAAAUUUUUUGGGCAA